This is a messenger RNA of Lizanozyma spartinae, 2472 nucleotides long. RefSeq lists its product as uncharacterized. The coding region runs from base 1 to 2472 and encodes 823 amino acids. The transcript has a single exon. The record is from RefSeq and is a predicted model, not a curated record. Lineage: Eukaryota; Fungi; Ascomycota; Pichiomycetes; Serinales; Debaryomycetaceae.
AUGUCUAUUAGUUCAGUAUCCAAUGCAGCCCCAUCUGGAAUUGCACCGACCAUUGCAAUAGACAAUGACUCAGCCCGUGAGGUUAAGGAUGCAGCUGGAGACAACGCUAUUGCGGAUGAGAAUGGCUACUUGGAGAAACACCAACAUGAUCAUGAGGAUAUUGACGUCUUAGAUAUGCUUAGAAAAAGGCAGUCAGAUUCCUAUAGAGAUUUAGUUUUACAGAUUCCGGCUCGUUUCAAUCCCGUGCGUAAGAAUUACCGCAAGAGAGUAUCCUUUGAUACAGUAAACUUGGAAUAUGAUAAUGAUGCGGAUCUCGAAAAUCCAACUGAAAGCAGAUUACUUGAAGAACUUGCCCAAGAGGAGGCCAAAAGAAGAUCUCGAUUUGAUAAUUUGAAUGGCUACAUGUUUGAAUUAGAAAGAGGAAGAGACAGGUCUCUUUCUCCCAAUAGAGCUGCGAGCUCUUACGGUAAUUCUCCAAAUGCAACUUCUCCCCUGCGAUUGCUAUCUCCUACAUUGUCGCCUACUAGAGGUAUGGUGGUGAGGUCUCCUCGUGGUAGUGUAUUUGGAAGAAAUAGCUUGUAUCCCACUACACCUAUUAUAACACAACCAAGUUGUAUUCUUACCAAGACUCAUAAGGAUUUUGAUGCUUUGUAUAAGGGGAAACUUCCAGGUAUGAAACCAGCAUUGCCGGGUAGAGUGAUCAUGGUAUACAUUAGUGGAAGAAAGCAUACAUGGGUAGCUCUUGAUUGGGUUCUACGAAACUUCGUUGAAAAUGGUGAUACUGUGGUGAUUGUUGGUGUUCUAGGUUCGGUAUUGCAAAAUCUGAUUAGAAACAGAGGAUUAUUACCAGGGAAAAUUAUUGCCCAAACCCCAAAAAUGAGGUAUAAACUCAGAAGCCAUCCACAAUAUACCAAAAUUAUAACCAGAAACAUUUUAAAUUAUGCCUUUCAAAUUCUUAAUCCUCACGCAAUUGUUCGUGUUAUGGCGGACAUGACUGCCGGUAAGACGAAAGAAGUUUUGAAGGCAAUGUAUCUGUUAUAUACUCCUAAUAUUGUUGUGACUGGAGGUAAGAUAUCGACUACCGUGGGAGCUCCUUUGAGAUCAUGGACAUCAUCAAAAUUAACCGAUCGUUUGGUUAAGAAUUUCCCACUUCCCGUCAUUGUGGUCCCUGCUUUGACAAUGGGAUAUUUUGAAGAGAAUUUAAAGAAAGAGUUGGAGUCUAGAGACUUUAAUGAACAAGAUGAAGAAAAGGCUCAAAUACCUAGGAAAAAGUCUGUCAAGAAACUGAUAACUGACAGUCAAGGAAACCUAUUACCUUGCAUAAGGCCCGAGUCUUCGUCAGUCAACGAUUGUAAUGAGAAAGAUGAUAAUGACCAGAAUUCAUACAGUAGUUCAUCCUCAAGUGACGACGAAGAGGCAAAUGGGAGCAUUGACGAUAACAGUAGCCUUUAUGAUGGUAGAUUAUUGCCUAGGCUGGAUGAGGAUGCAUUAUCAAAACAUUUACAAGCCAAAGUUAGCCAAUGCGCACAUUCUAUAAACGGCGACGAUUCAAGGAGUGGGAAAAGUAUUACUUCAAGAUCCAAGAGAAGUAGUUUUUCAUCAAGAUCCAAGAGAAGCAGCAUGUCAUCAAGAUCAAGGAAAGGAGAAAAUUCCAGUGCGUUUUCUCAGUCAGAAUCAGAAUCAGAAUCAGAGCCAGAAUCGGACGAUUCCGGAUAUUCUGAUCGUAGUUCGAUAGCAUCAAGUGGCAGUUAUGAUUCUUUCAAAGUAAUUUCAGAUCUUUAUCUUGAUUAUAAGGAUGACAUCAACGAGGUCCUUCAUAAAACUGAGCAAAAACCUUUAACCGCAGACACACUCAUCACACAAAUAAAAGCCAUAUCAGAUAUGUCAGCACAGCUUUGUCGAGAAUUCAAAGAAGUAAACCCUUCAUUUUCCGGUAAAGGUUCUAAAUUAGCAAGAGAAAUAACAGGUUCAAAUAAGUUUGGUGAAGUUCCAUUUAAGACAAAGUCUUUACUUGAACCUGUUCAACCCAAACCAAAAUUGGUAAACAGUACCACUACACCAGCUUACUCAUUCAAAGAAUUACAGAGGAAAAUGAAACAACAGCAGCAAUUUGAUCAACUGCAAGUGUCUCCUCCACCAGAACCAAGCACUUCUUUAACAAAGAAGAUGUCCCCACCACAAAUCACCAUUUCGGAGGUAUCGCCCGUUAGAUCACCAUCACCAAAAACAGCUGCACCUAAGGCAGGUUCUUUGAAAUUUGCCGAUUCGGUUUCAUCAACUAGACCCAGAAAGUCUAUCUAUUCUACAACAUCGAAAUUAACAAAGGCAUUAUCGCAUGAAAUUGACACAGACAACAGGUUUACACUUGAACCCUCAAAGUCGCAUCCUGAUUUGACAGUUGUACACAAUCAAAGUGUAUCCCCAGAUAAGGAGAAGAAAAAGAAGAAGAGAUUGUUGAAGUUUUGGAAAUAG